This is a messenger RNA of Hordeum vulgare subsp. vulgare (domesticated barley), 1536 nucleotides long. Its product is annotated as serine/arginine repetitive matrix protein 1-like. The record is from RefSeq and is a predicted model, not a curated record. The transcript has 8 exons. Bases 1 to 894 code for a protein of 297 amino acids. NCBI's taxonomy places the organism in Eukaryota, Viridiplantae, Streptophyta, Magnoliopsida, Poales, Poaceae.
AUGACAGUUGACAACAAACCCACUAACGCACGCACGCAGCACCGCCCCCCUUCCUCCAGAGAGUUCCGUUUCCCUUCUAUUCCUCCUCUUCCUCGCAGGAGAAACAGCAGGCAAUCCGGGCGAAUUGAUAGGGAAGACGAGGAGCAGCGAUGGCCGCCGCCGCUCGAGCCCGAUGGCGGCUCCUCGCACUGCCCUGGCGCUGCUCCUCGCAACCGGCUCGUCACGCGGCCUCGACGCGGCGCCCAAGAGCCCCCCGUCCCCAAGGCCAUCUCCCUGAGCCCCCCCACUCCCAGCGCUGCUCCUCACGACCGGCUCGCCGCGCGGCCUCGACGCGGCGCCCAAGCCCCCCGUCCCCAAGGCCAUCUCCGGACGCGCUGGUGGGCCCCGCGGUGGCGUACGAGUUCGACAUGGAGGUCGGGAGGAAGGUCGUGCCGGUGCGCCUGCUCGAGGACGUCAACCGCUGGGACUUCGUCGACCUGCCCAUCUUCCGGUCCCAGGCCGACGCCGACGACACGGCGCUCGCCGAGAUCGGACGGGGGAGCUUCGAACCCACACUGCCGCCCUUCUAGCUCGCCGGGCCCAUGGAGCUUUGGAUCCAGGACGGCGACGACGUCAGGCUCGUUUUGCCGGAUCAAAUACCACCAUUUCCUACUCGUAAUGCAAUCAGGACCAUCGAGUCUGAACUGGGCUCUCGAAUGUCUGAUCUAUUUGCUGAUAUCAGUCCAGCGCCAAUUGCAGCAGCAUCACUGGGGCAAGUAUACAAAGUCAUGCAGUUCAUCUAAACUCUGGAGAGCUUGUCGCAAUCAAAGUUCAGAGGCCUGGAAUGGCACCCUUGCUGACCCUCGAUGCACUUCUAUUCAAUAUGAUUGGAGGACAGCUAAAACGAUUUGCUAAGGCCCGCAAAGAUUUAUUGGUAGCUGUUAAUGAAAUUAAAUUCUUUCCUGAAUCUUGCAAUGGAGAUAGCGUCAAUAAUGGAGUUGAAGUUUUCCUCUAUUGUCUAUGAAGAAAUUCUUUCCUGAAUCUUGCAAUGGAGAUAGCGUCAAUAAUGGAGUUGAAGUUUUCCUCUAUUGUCUAUGAAGAAGACACGGGGAUGACAGUGAAUCAUCGAGUAAUAACCAAGAUCAGCUAGAUGUAUGAACCUGCCUCAUUGUGGCUGUGCGGAGACAUUGAUGAAGAUGAGUCUCUCAUGUCACCAUGAGUUCCACCUCGGAGAAUAUUAGGCAAAGUAAUGGCUCAAACAGGCAGGAUUAGGAGCUGAAGGAGUGAGUGGGUAAAGUCGAUGAGUGAAAAGGCAUCUUCACAAGCAGAAACUCCACCAUCACAUUUAGCAGCACUCGGGUAGAACCAAACAAGAGCUUUAUAUAGAUGGAUAUCUUUUAAUCAACCUGUACUGUGUUUAUUAGAGUGUUGUGCACAGAAAAAAAAUAUUUUCCCUAAGCAUACUGCUCCUUUUAUCAAUUGUUUAUGACUACAUAUGGAUGGAUGAUUAAAGGCGAGACUUCACUGGAAGAAAUAUAAGGGGAUAUUUCAGCUUUA